This is a messenger RNA of Monodelphis domestica (gray short-tailed opossum), 8693 nucleotides long. RefSeq names its product 3-phosphoinositide dependent protein kinase 1 (gene PDPK1). The record is from RefSeq and is a predicted model, not a curated record. NCBI's taxonomy places the organism in Eukaryota, Metazoa, Chordata, Mammalia, Didelphimorphia, Didelphidae. Gene Ontology annotation, biological process: peptidyl-serine phosphorylation; intracellular signal transduction. Gene Ontology annotation, molecular function: ATP binding; protein serine/threonine kinase activity.
GAGAGUGGGUGGAUAUCAGAAGACCAUGUUGAAGAAACUUGUCUAUCAAAGGUUGUAGUCUUGCCCUCACCUCUGGGCUGAUAUAGUUUUGCUGCCUAUGUAGAAACUUGCUAGGAUCUUUCAGGAGAACAAUUGCAGGGACUGCAUGGAUUGCCCUUCCAGGGACAUUCCUGACUUGGGGAUUGACCUCUUCCCAUACAGAGGUGGGAAUGAUGGGGAAGGGGGCAUUUGCUUAAAGGCUCAUUUAAGAGUGUGAAGGUACUAGCACAGGAGGAGCCUUCAACAAGGCUGGAAUGUAUCUCCAUUUUUAGCAUAGUGUCUCUUCAUAGUAGGGAGGCUGGUCAGGAAGGAAUUACCAAAAAAGUUAUGCUGGAAUAGGAGAUCCUCAAACUGGUAGGAGAGUGGGUGGGUUUCUAAAUACCUCCUCUGGUGCCCUCUGAUUCCAACUAUGUGAUGCUAGUGGGACUUGAGAUCUGAGGUGGCACAGAAUGUGUGCUAUAUCUGUAAGAAAGAUGAUACAUUUAUCUGUCACAUUUAUUGCAACCCUGGGUUUGGCCAUGGUGAUAGAGAGGGAAGAAGCCAACUCAAACUCUGGAUCCUAUCACUCCAAGUCCUGAGGAGACUGGAAGGUUGAGAGUUGGUUUGUGGCUCAAUCUCCUUUUCUAGUGGCCAUUCUGUCCACAACUAGGACAGGGCCUGGGGACUUCUGCUUCUGUGGGCAGUCUCUCGACCAACAGCACUUCUUUUCACACUUGGAAACACAAGCUGAUCUCCCAGGGGUUUCCUUUUUGGUUGGUAAAGGAAACUGCUACAGUCAUCUAAGCCUGUUCCCCCUCAUCAACUGGAUGACCAUUCAUCAGAAAGGCUGAAGAAAGGAUUCUUAUUCAGUAUGAUGCUAUUCCCAUACAAACUAGUGUGGUAUUAUGUUCCUGUCCAACCCCAUCAAUGGUGAGAAACCAUACAGAUUCCAGCACUCCCCCUGUCAUCGUUCCCUGUAGUAGUAGACAGGGGUCUACCAUGGAUGGCACUGCAGCCGAGCCAAGAUCUAAUUCCAAUUCCUUACCACAACAUUCAGGACAGCAGCUACCACAGCCUCGAAAGAAACGGCCAGAAGACUUCAAAUUUGGAAAAAUUCUUGGUGAAGGAUCUUUUUCAACAGUUGUCUUGGCUCGAGAAUUGGCAACUUCAAGAGAAUAUGCUAUUAAAAUCCUAGAGAAACGGCAUAUCAUAAAAGAGAACAAGGUACCAUAUGUAACCAGAGAAAGAGAUGUAAUGUCCCGCCUGGAUCACCCUUUCUUUGUAAAACUUUACUUCACAUUUCAGGACGAUGAAAAGCUGUAUUUUGGCCUUAGUUAUGCCAAAAAUGGAGAGCUACUUAAAUACAUUCGAAAGAUUGGUUCUUUUGAUGAAACCUGCACCAGAUUUUAUACUGCUGAAAUUGUAUCUGCUUUGGAAUACUUGCAUGGAAAGGGAAUUAUUCACAGGGACCUUAAACCAGAAAACAUUUUAUUAAAUGAAGAUAUGCACAUUCAAAUUACAGAUUUUGGAACAGCUAAAGUAUUAUCUCCAGAUAGUAAACAAGCUAGGGCUAACUCGUUUGUAGGAACAGCACAAUAUGUUUCUCCGGAGCUGCUUACAGAAAAAUCUGCAUGUAAAAGUUCAGACCUAUGGGCCCUUGGAUGUAUAAUAUACCAGCUUGUAGCAGGAUUACCACCAUUUAGAGCGGGAAAUGAGUAUCUUAUAUUUCAGAAGAUAAUUAAAUUGGAAUAUGACUUUCCAGAAAAAUUCUUCCCUAAAGCAAAAGAUCUUGUGGAAAAACUUUUGGUUUUAGAUUCCACAAAGCGAUUAGGUUGUGAAGAAAUGGAUGGGUAUGGGCCCCUUAAAGAUCAUCCAUUCUUUGAAUCCAUUACAUGGGAGGAUCUGCAGCACCAGACACCCCCAAAGCUCACAGCAUACUUACCUGCUAUGUCUGAAGAUGAUGAAGACUGCUAUGGAAAUUAUGAUAAUCUCCUCAGCCAGUUUGGCUGCAUGCAAGUUUCAUCUUCAACUUCUUCCCAUUCAUUGUCUGCUUCGGAGACUAGCCUGCCCCAAAGGUCAGGCAGCAAUAUAGACCAAUAUAUUCAUGAUCUGGACAAUAAUUCUUUUGAGCUGGACUUACAGUUUUCUGAAGAUGAGAAGAGGUUAUUAUUGGAGAAGCAGGCCGGUGGAAAUCCAUGGCACCAAUUUGUAGAAAAUAACUUAAUACUAAAAAUGGGUCCAGUAGAUAAAAGAAAGGGUUUAUUUGCACGCCGUCGUCAGUUGCUCCUUACAGAAGGGCCACAUUUGUAUUAUGUGGACCCUGUCAACAAAGUCCUGAAAGGAGAAAUUCCCUGGUCACAAGAACUUCGGCCAGAAGCCAAGAAUUUUAAGACCUUUUUUGUUCACACACCUAACAGGACAUAUUACCUGAUGGACCCAAGUGGGAAUGCUCAUAAGUGGUGCAAAAAGAUACAUGAAGUUUGGCGGCACAGAUACCAGAAUCAUCCGAAUGCUGCUGACUAGGAAAGCUUCCCCCAACCUGGCCUGGCUCCUGCCUGCUGCUCCAUGAUUCAGCAUAUGGGCUCGGCAGCACAUUGGAAGGACCUUCCCAUGCCACCUGUUAGCCAUCUCAAGGGGAAAUCAUAUGUCUGAUAUAUUGCAGUUUUUUAUUUAAAAAGAAAAAAAAACCAACAAAAAAUGACAAAAAAAACAACAACAAACAUAAAUGGAAUUCAGGGUCGCUUUGCUUGUUCUUUGUGCUUCCGUUGAGGCUUCCACUUGCAUAUCGUUGCAGUGAAGAUCUUGCUUUGGUGCCCUUCAGCUCAAUUUCUGCUGCAAACUAGUGGAUAGACCUUGCUUCACUAAAGAUAAAUUGAAACUGGUCUACAUGCACACACCCAAAAUCAUGUACCAGUCCUGUGUGUGUAAUGGGACAGGGAUUAUUUCUGUGAUUUUGUUUCUCCUCCUUCUCCCAUUGCCAAGACCCCAUCUAGAUUAUCAUUGAACUCUAUUUCAUCAGGGAGCUUUUAAAUGCCUCUGCUGAGGUCUUGCCAUCGUCUCUGUGGGUUUAUUUUAUUUUCCUGUUUAUGCUUUUUUUGGUAUAUGGCAAUUGCAGUCAGGUUAGUUUUACCUUUUUCCAUAAUCUCUAAUAUAGUUCUGGUUGCAGGAUUUCCGUGGUACUUAUUAUAAUUAUGUGAGUGCACCAGAUAUAUGCUUGGCAGUCAGGCUUCAUGUUAUGAAGAGUAUGGUAUAGGUUUUAAGCAAGAAAAUGCUGAAUGUGGCACUGAAAUUUUAUAAAAUUAAAAUUACUGGUUCCUGGGGGUGUGUAAAAUUUUAAGCUUGUCAUUUUAAUUAAAUACAUUGAAGUCCUUAAUCAAGGGGCCGUACAGGUAGCAGCAUGCUUUUAAUGAAUACUAACUGAAAAUGAACUAGUUAGUAACAAAUUUUAGUCAUUGAUGUAGGAAAUAUACUCCUGACAUUUUUUAGAUAAAUUCAGGUUUUUCCUUUCUCCAGGGUGUGCACAUAUAUACUGCCCUUGUGAAUGUUGCUACCUGUUUUUAGUGGAUAUAUAAAGAUGAAUGAGAAGAAUCCAAUUGAAUUGUUUUAAUGGGUCUUGGUUUAGUGAAUUGUACAAUUCUUCCUCUUCAUGAGUUGAUGGAAAUCUAAUGUACCCUUCCUUAGAAUAAUUUUUAAAACAUUUAAAUGUGCUUGGGCACUUUACUAAUUGACUUAUGGGGGAGCAAAGAUGAAGCUUUUGAUACUGAAGAAGAAAGUACGGUACUUUUUGUCUCAUCAGUACAUAAUUGUUGAAGGGUCAUAUAUGUCACAUGAAUCCUUUUUAUGUUAAAUUGUGGUUGAACAUUUCUUGUAACAUAGCAGAGAGCUUUUAACUUUUAUGUUUAACCUUUUUCUAAAUUUGUUCUUUAGCUGUUCUGCUGGUGGUCCUUCUGGCUCUCUUACAAAGAGCAGGGCUUUGCUUGGAGAUAAGUAUUGCUCAUAAUUGCAUUAAAAAGGGGUAAAAAUACCACACUAAAUCACCUCAUAUUGAUAAAUUAGUGGUUUUUUUUUCCUUAGCUUCUUUUCUACUUGAUUUAUUUCCUUUAUGACACCUUUUUUUUCUUUAAGGGGAAGUGUCCUGUUAUUGGAUAAGUGUUGAUUAUUUCCAAUCAUUGUUAAUAGUUAUUUUAUUUUCUUCAUGAAUAAGUAGGCAGAAAUCUUGUUAAUCUAGCAGGAUUAAGAUGUUUCCUUAAUUUCCCCAAAAGUCUUCCUUAGGUAUAGUUAUUAGUGGUGCAUGGUUGGUCUAUGUGAGGGCCUUGAUACUGCUGCAUGGGAGAAUUUUUUCACAUUUAUCUCCUUUGUGGACCCAAGGGUGAUGAGAAACUUUUCUACUUUUCCUUUAAUGUAAUCUUCAAUAAGUGUCAUUAAUAUAAAACUAAAUUCAGUUGGAAGGCUCUCUCUGUCUAAAACAGUCAUCCAUUAGUAUCAGACAUAGUAUACCAAAUUGGGUCCAGAUUUAGAAAGCUUCUAUUUCUUCUUCUUGCCCCAGUUAAGUGGUAUGAAAUGAUUUUUCUUGUCUCCUCAGAUGUGGUAACAGAUUUCUUUCAAAGUUAUGUUCUCUUUCAUGAACCAGGGGCUUGUUUGCUAUAUUAAUUUGAUUAUUCUUAAAUUAGAUGGUGCAAAAUGGUUCAGAUAAUGUAAUAGGUAGUAGAACACUUCAUGGUACUAAUGAUUUCUGGUUGGGCAUAGAGCCCAAUUCAGAGUUCAAGCAGCAAAGAGGACCAAAUAGUGUAGAGAAGUUUAUGGCUCAUGUUGGGGACCCCAGAGAGUGGGGACUGUGUAAAGUCUUUCUGUACUGGUAUCAGUUGUAGUGCCUUUAAUCAUAUAUCUAAAGGGAUUUUAAGACAUUAGACUAAGCAUUUGUAACAUAGAUUCAAAUUGUACUUUUCUUAUUUCCUAACCCUUCAAAAAGAUUUUUUUUUUGUUAAUUCCAAAAGGUGAUAUUAACAUUUCUAUUUUAGAACAUUUUUCCUUUAGGAAUGCUUUCCCUUCAUUUGAUCUAAUUGCACAUAUUGGAAAAUUCUCUAAAGCAUUUAUAGAAGUCCCCACUUUUUCUGUUUAUGUAAUUAUUUAAACUGCAUCAAACCUAAAGGAUAGAUACCAAACUGCAUUUGCCAACACAUCUUUCAUGGGCCAUUUGUUUCAGGAGCAAAGGACACAUCUAAUAGAUGGCCACUAAUGAGGGCAUUUUUUUGUAGUUGUCUUGGGGAAGAGACACAUUUUUUUAUUGGACUUUUCCCUUUCUGGGUGGUCAUGCCACUACCUCCUAGGCCUUAAUAACAAUAUUCACUUUUAGAUUCUGAAACCGGAUGGGGAUACUAUAUUAGCUUUUGCAAAUACUGAAAUUAUUUUGCCAUUAGCUAGAUCUACUGAUACCACUGUGAGCUAAUUCUCCUUUUUUAGGUAAUUUUUUUGUUCCUUAUACAAAAGUCCAUUCUUUAGAAGACAUUCUUUUAUUUUCUUACCCCUUUCUUACUCAUAUCAGAUUUAUUCUAGUCUAUCUCUAUAACCCUGGUGUUUAGGUGCCUUUCAUUAUAUUUAAGAUCAUAUGUAUGUGUAUGUAUAUGUGUGUGUGUGUGUGUGUGUGUGUGUGUGUGUGUGUGUGUGUGUGUAUGCCAUCUGGGGAGGACAGGAGGAGGGAAUUAAAAACUCUGUUAUUGAAUCCAACCAAGACACCUUUAAUUUAAAUAACAAAUAGAAUGAUAGCCCUAACCAAGAGGCUCUGACAGGUACAGAGCUCACAAGUUCUCAUUCUCUUUUUUGGUCUUUCUUAGAAUGGGUAAAGAAAGGAGUAGACCUGAGAGCUAUAAUAAUUAUCUCUUCAGAAAGCCUACUUGUGCCUUGACUUUCUCACCUGGAUGUUGUUUUAUUGCGUCAUAUAGGUCCGUAGGCAGUGAGUGAGUGUUACCAUUUGGACCAUGAAACUACAAAACUCAGUAUGGGAAAGGGCAUUCCAAAAGCUAUUUCAGUGUAAUUUUACCAAUUUUAAUGUGUAAGGAGAAUUCUUCUCAUUCUUAAUUCAUAUGCCCUCCUCCUCCCCCUCUCACCCCCUUUCAAGAUCCUGGUAGAGAGAAGAGACUCCCAAUAUGAAACAAGAAAGACCCUUUUUAUGCAUUUAAAUUACAAAUUGCCAUUCAGAUAGAUGGUCUGUUUUUCACUGAUACCUUGUAGCAACAUUAUUCACUCUAAAGUAUUCAUUAUAAGUUUAGGUUCUUUUUAGACCCUCCCUUUAUAGGAGUUUAGUUCCAGAAAUACAAAAGGAACUUGAUUUAAGGCAUUUUUUCACAGAAGGCAGUCUCAUGACAAGGUAAUAGUAAGGGCCUUCUUCAUUUGACACUUGUAGCUCAUAGUUCCAUACACUGAACAUAUUUGUUUUCUCUCGUGGACUAUGAAAAGCUUACACUCUCUGAAAUAAAUGCAGUGAAAUGCUGUGUGUCCCAAAGAAUGAAUUUGAAUAAUACAACUUCUCACCCUCCCUAUAAAAGCUUUUAUACCUUCUCAUGAAUACAGUCAAAUAUUUAAUUCUCCCCAAAACCAUUACAGAAAAAAACUACUCAAGGAAUAUGGUUAUGCUUCCAUGUUAGGUAUGCUUUCAGCCCCACCACUGACAUUUUGGUUGCUAAGUGCUCCAUGUCAUGUUCAGAGACCUUGUAGGUGCAAAAUGUAGUAGUGCCUGUUAGCUUCAAGAGCAUUAUUGUUAAAGUACUCUUAAUGUCACAUUUUUGGUAGUUCAUAGAUAAUUUAUUAUAAAUUAUAGAGACUCCAAAAUAUCCAUUGGGCUUUAAGGAACCAGUAGAAAGGCCUUAGUAGGUAGUUGUUUUAUGUUUUUUUUUUUUAAAUUCAAACCUAUAGGUAGGUUGCUAGUUGGAUCUUUAAUGGCUAGAGUAUUUAUCCAGUCCUUAUGUUUCAGGUCCACCCUGGCUUUGAGGUCCAACAAACAUAAUGGAAUAGUGUAUUGAUUGUAUUUGGCCCUCAGAAAGGUUCUCUAAAUGAAUAAUUCAGGGGAGUAAUGUAGUACUGAUAUAUUUAUCAUCCCAUCAGCAACAAUUUUAGGCAGGCUUCACAGCUCUGCAAAAGACCAAAACAUCUCUCUGGUUUAUUUCUUGAUUUCUUUACAUCACUCUAGUAAGGGCAUUAGGGAGGAAGAAAGUUCUAUCAUUCCAGAUGAAAAGCAUGCAAGCCAGAUUUCCUUAGGAGCCAUGCUCAACACCACUUUUUAAUUUAUCAGACGUUAUGGGUCUCAUGCCCUUUCUCUGUAGAUGAUUGCACUACCCUGGAGUUUCCCUUAUCCCUGGCUGGUCCCCAGAGUGAUGAGGAAACCCAUAGAUAAAACUUCAAACGGAGUGGGAGAUUUUUAGGUAUAGAGUUUGCUGAAGGUACUAUGCUUUAUGAAUGCUCUACAAAUUUUUCAUUUUACUUCCUUUCAUACCCAAAUUCAGAAAUGAAUUGAUGAUUGCUCAGUUGGGUGUGGUUUUUAUCUCUUUUUUGGCAUAUGUGGUGAAUGUGUAAGUAAUUUGUCUUUAGGCAAAUAUUUUCUAAUCAAGUUCUGGGUCACUCCUCUGAAGUUUCCUGAUAAUAGUGGCUUUGUGGCCCAGGUUUGCAUAUAUGUGUAUAUGCAUAUAUAUAUAUAUAUGUGUAUGUAUACUCAUACAUAUAUAUGUAUCUACACACCUAUGUAUCUACACACAUACAUACAAAGAUAUAACGCUGCCUUUGGAGAACUCUUCUAGAUAAGUAACUAUCCUUAUGGCAAAGAGCAAUUUUCAGUUCAGAUAGAAGCCAUGGGGAACUGAAAACAAAACACUUAGGUGUACCUCUUUAUCUUCCCCCAUAAUUUAUUUCUUCAGUCUGUGAAGAAACUCCAAACUGUAUGCACAGUGGACUAUUUAUAAAAAAAGAAAACUUUUUUAGCUGUGUAAACCACCCUGUAAUCCAAUCUAUAUGUCUGAAUGACUAUGAAUGUGGGUUCUUACUGUUGAAAAAGCCUCCAUAAUUUUGUCCUAAGUUUGAUUGGAUGUUGGCCAAAUGUACUAAAUUGUGGCAGUAUUUUAGAACUGCUGUAGCUGUCUUUUAACAACAUAAAAUUAGGAAAUUGAAUGCAUUUUGAUAGUAUGUUAGCUGUCUUUCAGGUUGGUGGCAGUUAGUAAUAUUCUCUACCUGGUUUGUAGCUGUAACUGAUGUACAGGCAAAGCAAAAAAAAAAAUAAAGAACUUAUGAAAACAGAAGCAAAUAAUGCAAUGAUAUUAGGAUAUACACUUUUGUAUUUUUAUUCUUAUAUAAGGUUAUUUGCUGGCUACUGUUGGCCUCUAGUUCAGUCUGUUAUUUAAAUUCUAAUAUAUGAAUUAUUUGGAUUGAAUUUCAUGUUCGGGGCCACCUUGUUGUAUGUAUUGAUGUACAGCCUUGAAUGUGAAUAAUUAUUGUAAACUAUAUUUUACAACUUUUUUUCUGGUUUUAUUAUAUAAAUUUUCUAUUUGGUCAAUGAUUUAAUCAUAUCUCAUAAUUUAAUGAAUCUGUUUAUUCUCUUUCCAGAUAUUUGUGCUUUAGAUGUAGUUACUGAAUGAUGAAUUUUUCACAUAUGCUCGAUAGUCUUGUAAUAAAAAAAAGCAUGUAGGGCUCUA